This is a messenger RNA of Teleopsis dalmanni, 2061 nucleotides long. RefSeq names its product UDP-glycosyltransferase UGT5-like. Bases 397 to 1980 code for a protein of 527 amino acids. The record is from RefSeq and is a predicted model, not a curated record. The transcript is spliced from 5 exons. NCBI's taxonomy places the organism in Eukaryota, Metazoa, Arthropoda, Insecta, Diptera, Diopsidae. Gene Ontology annotation, molecular function: UDP-glycosyltransferase activity.
AAUUACGAGCGUUGAUGUUGUUGCAUUUCGAUUGAGUUCCAUUCGAAUUAAACGAAAAAAAAGUUGCAGAAUCGAAUUUUUUCAUGCAUUUUUAGCGCUCCCGAAUUGCGCUUUGUCGCGACAUUGGAUUGAAUUCGCCAGUGCAUUUCGUGUCCGCAUUCACAUUCGCCUUGCACUUGCAUUUGGCAGUGAUAACUGCGCUUUGCGGUUAAGCGGACGCGUUUUAGAGUUCUCGCACGAAUUUUUGCAUAUAAAAAAGUGAUAGAAAUUAGUUUACGAAAAAAAAACAUUUUUUUUAAGAAUUAUUAAAAAAAUUAUCAAACAUAAAAAAGAAUUAAUUUGUUAAUUCUUAAGUCAUUAAAAAGAAUUCGUACUCGAUUUGCUGUGGGGAAAAAGAUGUUCUCCAAAAUCACACUACUCAGUUUGAUCGCACUACUUGUACCUGAGUUAGUCUUGGGUUACAAUAUCCUAUUUAUGGGUCCAUUUCCGGCACCAAGUCACUGGAUGUGGCUAGAACAUUUUCAACGUGAUCUACUCAAACGUGGCCAUCAUGUUACCUCAGUGAAUAAUCAUCCCACUAAACAUCCGCAUGCAAAUUUGACAGAACUUAUACUGGAUCCAAAAUUUGAUAUACCUUACUAUCUGCCCAAGGAAAACAUUUUUAAAAUGCGUUUCUCCAGCGAUUUUGAGAAUAUGCAGAUGUGGUGGCAUAUUGGUUUGCUGACCAGUGAACACGCACUAAACGAUGCAAAAGUGAAGGCGUUAAUAGCAAGUAAUGACCAAAAAUUUGAUUUGGUCAUAUUGGAACAAUUCUUUCAUGAGAGCUUCCUAAUGUUCGCACACAAAUUCAAUUGUCCUCUGGUAACUAUUGGUACAAUGGGCUAUGCUGACAAUAUGGAUCAUGCCAUGGGUCUGGUGACACCUUGGUCUGUAAUACCGCACCUACUGCUUUCACACACAGAUCAUAUGACUUUCCUGCAGCGAACUUAUAAUGUGUAUCUUUCGAUUUAUGAUAACAUCAUGCGUAGUUGGUUUUAUAUACCCAAAAUGCAGGAAAUGGCAGAGAAACACUUUGGAAAACAUAUUGCAGGUCCAUUGCCCUCAUUGCGUGAUUUGGAGAAGAAUAUUUCACUCAUGUUAAUAAACAGUCAUCGCAGUACUGACUUACCACGACCUAGCAUGCCGGGGCUUCUAGAUGUAGGUGGUGCCCACAUUCAGCCAGUCAAACCCUUACCACAUGACUUACAGCAAUUUUUGGAUAGUUCUACAAAUGGCGUGGUUUACUUCAGUUUGGGUUCGUAUGUCAAGAGCACCGAUGUGCCACAGGAAAAAAUUAAUUUGAUAUUGCAAGCAUUCAGUAAAUUGAAACAGAAUGUUUUAUGGAAAUACGAAAACGAAUCUAUCGGUCAUUUGCCCACCAAUGUGAUGAUCAAAAAAUGGAUGCCUCAGAAUGAUAUAUUAGCACAUCGCAAUGUUAAGGUCUUCAUAACUCAUGGUGGAUUGUUUGGCACACAAGAAGGUAUUUUCCAUGCCAUACCAAUGCUUUGUAUACCAUUGUAUGGUGAUCAACAUCGUAAUACUGUGAAGUCUGUGCGUGGCGGAUAUGCACGCUCUCUGGUGUUCGCUGAUAUGACAACAGAAGAUUUGGUCUAUAAUAUACAAUUACUCAUACAUGAUCCAAAAUAUAAGCGCAAAGCUUUAGAGGUAUCAGCAAUAUUCAAAGAUAAUCCAAUGCAUCCACUUGAUGAGGCUUCCUUCUGGAUUGAGUACAUCAUGCGUCACAAGGGUGCACCAUAUUUGAAGUCGUAUGGAGCAUCCAUGCCACUUUACCAGUAUUUGUUGCUGGAUGUACUGACUUGUGCGUUGUUUGCCAUCUAUAUGACUGUGUGGGUUCCAAUAAAGUUGAUCCACGCUAUUAGACGUUAUUUCGCGAGUACCGCCAAAGCAACAAUGGUGUGUGAUGAAAAGAAGCGGAGUUGAAUUCGCUUUAUUUUUGUUGUAGUUGUUGAAUUGCUGUUUCCUAAUUUUAAAAAAUUAUUAGUAUUACUUGUUAAAAACGCA